Molecule: messenger RNA, 768 nt
Organism: Penaeus monodon (black tiger shrimp)
Lineage: Eukaryota; Metazoa; Arthropoda; Malacostraca; Decapoda; Penaeidae
Product: craniofacial development protein 2-like
Exons: 3
Coding region: 1-768 (255 amino acids)
Source: RefSeq, a predicted model, not a curated record
AUGGGAUAUUGGGCACUAUCAGAUCGGGUUAUACUAGUUAAGUUCAAGGGCAAGGCUUUUGACAUAUCGGCAAUCCAAGCAUAUGCACCAACGACGGAUGCAGACUCUGUUGAAAUGGACAGUUUUUUUUAUGAAAAAGUAGAAGCAGCCAUGUCACAAAGUAAAUCGCAGGAUAUCAUUCUUGGUAUAGGAGACCUGAACACGAAAGUAGGUGAAUGCAAAGAAGAUGAUAUUGUUGGUCCACAUGGUUUAGGUACUCGAAAUGAGAUAUUAGUUGAUUGGUGCAAAGAGAAUGAUAUGGUAAAAACAGAUACCUGGUUUAUGAAUCACAAACGAAGGAAAUAUACAUGGGUCAGUCCAAAUUCGAACACACGUAAUCAGAUUGAUUACAGCAUGAUCAACAAACGAUUUCGUAAUGCAGUGAAACAAAGUAACAGCUACCCAGGAACAGAGAUCAACAGUGACCAUAAUCUGGUAUUGGCUAAAGUCCAGAUUAGAUUGCAAGAGAUUGAAGAAGAAUGGAGAGCCUUCGAGGAGACCUUGUACACAAGUGUAGAAGAAACGAUACCUAAAAUCAAAGCUAAAAAGAAGCAGAAAUGGAUGACUGAUUUUAUUCUCGAUAUGAUGGAGGAGCGAAGAAAGGUAAAGGGCAAAGAUAUAUCAAAAUACAAAGAGCUAGACAAUACAAUAAAAGCAAAAUGUAAAGAGGAAAGAGAAAGGAUGAAGUAUGGUAAAAACGGGACCAGCAACUCUCAGUGGAAAUGUUAG